Acanthaster planci (crown-of-thorns starfish) is the source of this 7577-nucleotide messenger RNA. It is a transcript of the gene nup205, whose product is annotated as nucleoporin 205. The record is from RefSeq and is a predicted model, not a curated record. Gene Ontology annotation, biological process: nuclear pore organization. Gene Ontology annotation, cellular component: nuclear pore inner ring; nuclear pore. Lineage: Eukaryota; Metazoa; Echinodermata; Asteroidea; Valvatida; Acanthasteridae. Gene Ontology annotation, molecular function: structural constituent of nuclear pore.
GACGAAGUUGGAGAUAGUUCUUGUAUGCAGGUACUAGGUGCGCAUGCUAUUUGAAACAUGGCGGACAGUAAAGCGGUCAAUUUGGGGAGUAACUUGUGGAGCCCAUUUAAGGAGCUCCUGCGCACGGUGCAUGCUGCCCUCUCUCAGAAACUCCCUGACGCCUUCUACGAGCUGGAUGCUGCCAUCCGCAAACACAAGCCAGACUUCAUCUCCCUGCUACAGAACCCUGCCAAGAAUGCCCAGCACAGACUGCAGAUCCGGAAAGCAGAUGUGACAGGCCUGGUAAUCGAAGGCCAACCAGGGACCAAGACUUUCCCACGGCAGUUCAUUGACGAGGCACUGAUUAUCAGUGACCUGUUUGAUUUGAACGAGUAUUUUGCCGUGGAGCUCCUACUCUCUGGAGAGCAACAGCAGCCCCAUUUUCCAGGUCUUACCCGAGGUCUUGUGGCUGUUUUGCUGUAUUACGACGGCCGUAGGAGUGUCAUUAAUGCCCUACAGCUUCUUAUCCAAUCUCGCAAAGGCCGCACCUGGACUCUUGAGCUAGAGGAUGAAGUCUCGGACUUGACCACCCGCUUCACGGAUGAGCUCAUCCGAGAUGGUCUGAUGCGUAAGAUUCUCACACUCCUCUUAGAGACGGACGUCGAGAAACAGAUGGACAAACUGGGCCAGGCCAGGGCACUAGGAGAUGCCAGGCACAGGCAUGAGGUGAUGGAAAUGUUGAAGGAGAUCCGUUCCUCCCUGGCCGAGUGCCUCUUUGCCUGGGCCUGCCAGUCUGCACCCAGCCGGCAGGAUGCGGGCCUGCUGAUUGACCACCUCAGGCGGCACGCUGGCUUGGAAGCGGACGGCCGGCUCGAUGGUGUCACCUUGUCCCUUCUGAUGGCCUGCCUGUACUGCCUGGAUGUGGGCGGGCUGACGGAGACCAGGCCUGAGGAUCGAGACGAGUUGACCAAGCAGCUGCCGGUCCUCAACGACGCAGAGUUCCUACCCGAUCUCCAUCAGAUGAUUGUCAAAGACGAGGCAGAGUGGGCGUGCCCAGGGAUCGCAGCAGUGCUGCGCUUCGCGUGGGCCCUGAUGCUGCGCAACGUAGCCCAACAGCCGGAAGUCGACGCCAUGCAGGACUUUAUUGAGGAGGACGAGAUGAUAGUGGAUGAUGCCAUGAAGGAUAACGUCUUCCGAUUUCUCACGGAUGCCGUGGUGGCCUCGGGGAACUUCCACCAGUUGGAGUUUUGCGCUCGGAGGCUUCAUGGUCUGGUGACUGACUUCAUAGUUCAGAUGCCACUCAAGGUGAAGGAUAUGCGUAACCGUGGUGAUGACGUGGGCCGUACCAUCAUGGCUUAUGAGCUGGAAGGAGUGGAACCGCCUUCCACUCUACCCCGGCAUUUUCAGGAUUUCAUGAAAUUGCUGGGUGCUCUAUAUGGAAAUGACCCCCUUGGCUUGGAGCUACCUUUAGAGUACUGGUGCACACCGGACCAUAGCAGCAGCCCCUCAGCAAGCGCUACCUAUGUGUCUCACCCUCACCAGCGCCAAUCACCUAGACAGGCAAGCCUGUUCAAGUUCAUCCGUAUGGCUGGCGAUCUGCUGCCCCCGUCUCUCUACGUUGCUUACAUUGACAUGCUGAGUGGUCUGGCCAAUGGGGAGGAGAGCGCCAGGCAUUGCUUCAACUUGCUAAAGAUGAACGGCAUGGGCAGUGGGGGCAGUUCCAGCACAGUGUCGUGGGAUCAUUUCUUCCUGUCCAUCAACCGCUACUACACCAGCCUCCGACAAGAGGCCACUAGCUCCCCCCGUCCCGAAGUGGCCCAGGCCCACGCUAUGCACCGGUACAGCGUGGUGAAGGGGAUCACUCCACAAGAGAUGGAGGGGUUGCUGGCCGUGUUGAGGCUGACCCAGGUCAUCGCCAAGUGGGAUGAGACUGCCAGGCUGGCCCUGUGCGAGAACCAGUCCUGGCUUCCCAUCGUCCUUUUACUUGGACUUAUCAGCUGCAGCGUGCCGCCAAAGUUGAAAGGUCAGUGCCUGCGCACUCUGGCCACGCUGGCUCACUCGCCGGAGGUUGGUGCCAAGCUCUGGCAGUCGCUCGAAGUGUCCCAGGUCAUCCCCACCGUGGUCCAGCCGGGUUCGCCAGCCUCCGGCAUCCCCGUGGAGCUGGACGAGAUCGAAUCGUCAAACGAGGAGUACCCGUUGACCUGCGGCUUCCUGGACCUCAUGAGCUCCCUGCUGGAGCUGCCAGUGCCAGCCGCCCUUGGUGCAGGCUACCGGCCACCUGGCUUCGAUCCCUACCUGGAGUUCCUGAGGGACACCGUGUUCCUGAAGUACCGGUGGCGGGCCUAUAGGGACCCUGGGGAGAAGUGGGAGGUAGCCGCCGGUGUGACAGAGAUCUUCUGCAAGCUCCUGCAGGACUAUGAGCCCCAGCCGCAGGACUUCGUGGACCAUCCCGUGGAGAUUCAGGGCGGGGGCUUAGGCAUGGCCAACAAGCCCCCAGGCUACCAUCUCAUGGAGCACAUGCUGAACGACAGCGCCAUGCUCAGGCUGAUACUUCAAAUCAUUGACGAGGUCACCCAGAUUCUGGACCAGUACAGGUUGACCAUCCCCGGCAAGUCUCAAAUGGUCAAGUGCGCCCUGAUGUGCCUGCAGAUGGUCCAGCUGACCCUGGAGAAGCAGAACGCUUUUGUCGACCUGGUCAGAAUGCAAGGGUCGGGGGUCAUGGUCAGCACAAUGGACGAGCUACUGAUGGCCAUCAACCCUAGAUCAGAAACAGCAGACCACCUGGUCAACAUUGCAAAGUUUGUCACCCAUGGUGACACGCACCCUAAACAUGCCCUGGCCAGCACCAGGAUUCUGCACAGCACAGUGCGUGCAUCGAACAAGCAGCCUGACAUCGUGGGGCUGUUCACUGCAAAAGAGGAAGUACGCAGGAACCUUUUGCGUGGCUUUGUGGAUUGCCUAGAGACUGAGGACCCCGAGGACCUAGCAGCAGCAGCAUCUGAGGACCUCCCAACGGAUGAGGACACCCUGGCGGAGGAAGACACGGCCAAGGUCCGCAGUGCCACCCGGCUGUACAUACUGCGUCUGCUGCUGUACUCGCUGGAGCAGCCAUCACCCAACUUGGCCCACUUCCUGCUUGGGUAUGAGUACCGCAAGCCAGCCAGCAAGACCAACCUCCAGGAACCUGGUGUGUUGGGGUCCCCCCGUACCUGCCUCCAUUCCAUCCUGAAUGUUCUCUCCCUGGACCGAGAUGUCAAUGCCCGCUUGGGCCCCUUAGCCAUCCACGCCAUGCCCCGGCUGGCCGAGCUGGCCUACGAGAUGAUCUACCGGCUCUGUGCCAACCGGGAGACGUCGGACCCCACCAUGCGCUACCUGCGUGCCUCCCAGGAUUUCUUCUACUCCCAGCUGAGGCAUCUGCCCUUCAGUGGCAGCGCAGCAGGCAAUGUUGAGGAAGGGCUGCGUUUGAACCAGCAGUCUUGGUUACUGAAGGCCAUCGCCACGGAGAUCAGACUGACCGCUGUCAAUCGACAACGUUCACAUCUUCAAAGAUUACUACGUCUCCUCCUGGAGGAUUCGCCCUCUCUUCUCUUUGGAGAUGAGGAGACUGAUGAGCAAGGCGUUGCAGACGUGAGCCUGAUUGCUGAGCAUGGUGCCCUGGGUAUGAGCACCAUGUACCAGCCAGGACAGUCUAGAGUUACUGGUACCCAGGUCCGCCGCAAGAUCUUGACACUGCUUGACUCCAUCGACUUGGUGCAGGACCUGCCUCCUUCCCUGCGCCUAGAGUACAGCGACCCCGUCACCAUGGAGAAGACGAUUGGGGCCUUUGAGCUACCUGCCGAGCGUGGCGGCGUGGCCUCGCUCUGUGACGUUAGGCAGCUACACCGCUUCCUGACGGCCAACCUGAACAGUCUCCAGGGGGCUUCAGCCAUCGGUCAGAGGCCGCUGGUCAUGCAGGAGAUCGAGGCUGUGCUGCUCAACGUGACCAAACGCAACAAUUUCCGGCAGGGGCUAGCGGCCAAGCGGCACAAUUUUGACGCCUGGAGGCAUGUGGCUGAGGUGGUGCUGACGUCAUGCCCUGCCGAGGUGUUGCCCCUGGCUACCAAACAAAAAGUUGUCGUUGAGCUGUUGCAGGAACUGCUGUCCAAGGUAUGCGAGGAAGAGGUGACCCCUGACCUGGCCUCCCCUGUGGGUGGAGUUCUGCUGACCUUAAUGACCUCCCUGAGGGAGUGCAUCCUCACCGAUGAAACGGAGAGCAUCCCCCAGCUGCUCUCUGCCCAGUAUGUCCGUGCUAUGGACGGCUCCAGCGUGAUGGGUGGGGGGGCAGGGCCGGCCGUGGAGAGCCGCGCCCCACUGAGGGGAUUAGGGGUGGAGGUGGUGUCCCUGACCGCCAUCUUGAAGGAGUUGCUCAAGUUCAUCGUGAUAUCAGGGGGCAGCCAGCAACGCACCAGGGCCAACCUCUACGGCACCCUGCUGAAUUAUCUCCAGAUUCCCCGCAAGCCGCGGGAGAUCCCCACCAUGCAAGACGGCUCCACCGUCCUCAACUCGGCACUGCUGGAUGAGUACGAAACCAUCACAGCCGCCAACUUGGCCACCAUGCAAGAGUACGGGGAAGGGGUCAUGGAGCUGGUGUGCCGGGACGCCAGUGAUGGGCUGGGAGUAGGACGGAUGCUUGCCCUGUCGGUCAUUGACACCAUCGUUGGAAUUGACAAGCGAGGUGAUUGGCUGUCUUUCCUCUCUGCCAAGGGCUACCUACGCCACCUGGUCGAGAACCUUGCUCAGGAGGACCAAUCCCUCCUGGAAUCUCUCCAGCCUACCCCUGAACCGCUCCGGGCGCUCUUCAUCUACGAGUCACAGAUGUCCUUGUUGGAGAAGAUUGCUCUGAAUCCCGUUGGCGCCCAGGCACUUCUUCGAGCAGGGCUUAUGGCCAGGCUGGCCUCCUGCCGAUUCCUUGACCUACGACCCGAGCACAGUACUCAGAGCCGGCUGCGUAUGGGGUCGACGGGCUUGGAGCCGGUGGAAGUGGAAACCUUCAUCCCCAGUGUCAUGCAGCGCUACCGCCAACUGCUGUUUCCGGUGCUCCGACUCUGCCUGGCAAUUCUCACCUCACUGGGGAGUCAGCACAAGGAGGCAGCCAGUCAGGUGCUUCAUUUUGUAGUGUCCCAUUCGGACAUCUUCACCGCCAUCUUGAGAGAGCAGCAUGCUGAGCUCCAGCUGGAGCCCUUGCAGGAACUGGCGUUGGCAACUAGCGUCAUCUGCACGGUAGCUGCGGACAUUACCUUCUACGACCUGCCCUCAGAUCCUAGCAUGCCCAACCACGUCCCUAUACAGACCCACCUGAGUCGCAUCCACCGUCAGAUCAUGGCCCUGGUGCCCCGGUUCUGUGCCCUAGACCGGUGGUUGAGGGACCUGAAAAGGCUGGAGACAGCCCCCCAGGGUGGGGAUGCCCCCAGCCACACCCCUCAUCACAAGGAUAGCAUACGCCAGGUCCUGCUGGAGAUAUCCCGCAAUGUGAUUGGCUACUGUAAGAACAUCGUUGUCCUAUCAGGUUCAACGGCCAAAGACAGCCAAAUCUUGUUCACCCCAAACCUGCAGGAGGCAACAGCAAGGGAUUAUCAGGCAAUAGAAGGUGUGCACCUGUCAUCGCUGGACCUGACCAGACCCCCCACCCUGGGGAUCAUCGUGCGUCAUCUGCGGCAGGCGGCCAGCGAGUUCAUGAGCACGAUGGACAGCCACCAGCAGCACCUACACAAACUCAAGAACAUCGCCGAUCUGUCCACCGAGGAGCUGAAAGAGCUGAUCCAGACAGCAUCAGGGCCCACAUCAGAAAAGUUGUCUUCUAGUCAUCGCUUGCAACUAGCGACCAGAAAGCUUGCCGACACCGUCCGUCAAAAAGCAGACGAGCUAGCUGUCCUUUACUACAUGAUUGAGUGCAGCUUGUUCCUAGUCUGGCGCCACCUAGAGUUCUACCUCCUGUAUUGCCAGACAUCCAAAGACAGCUUGUUGCAUAAAUUGAGCCUGCCCAGGCAGCAGCCCAGGAAUUUAGCCGAUCCCAACAGAUUCCUUCUUGAUGGGGCAGGUGAUGACCCUAGCCAUACUCCCAUCAGUCCUGUGCUUCUUGGCAUCACAAAUGAUGAUAUCAAACAGCUCCGCGUGGACGCCACCAGCUGCCUGAGCGAGAUGUUGCUUAAGCGCACCAGGGAGAUUGAGGCCCAGUUCAUCCGUGGCCAGUCCCGCUACACGUUCAUCUCAGUGUUGGUGCGACGCAUCAGACGGCUCCUGAUGUUAGGAGCUCCUUGAGGAGCGGAAGCCCCCUUCAGUGCCGUGGACCAACAUAGACCUAUCUUGAUCUGUGCCAGGGGUCUUCAGAAACCUACUGUACAAACUCGCAGGGGCCUCAAGAAUGGAAGCAAUAGAAUGUCAGUCGGUAUUGCAGCCUAUAUCCUUAACCAGAAAUAUACAUUGCAAACAUGUCUUAUGAUCAGGGUACCAGAUGCAGACACUAGAGAACAGUAAAGAUUAAACCGGGAGUUCCAAGUCCUUCCAAACCAUUUGGUGUAACUUGCUUCAGACAAGAACUGGUAUUGGGGAUCCCCAGAGAGAAACAAUUAGUUCCCACAUUUUCUUGUCAGUGUAGACUGGCACCCCGACUCAGUUCGCUGUAUUUCAAUGCUGACAAGGUGCAAUGUGGCCGGGACAACCUUAACAGCCUUCCUGUCCAAACCUGAAGCACUCGUUGAUUGUAUAUCAAUUAUUUUGUUAAGCUCAACACCAUGUUCUGGUCAAUAUGCGUUUGUAUUGUUUUUUUUCUGUAUCUUUUUGGAGGUGGGAAACAACGAUUAGAGGAAUGUCAAAUACCAACUAAGAAUUUUCUUCCAAUAUGGUUACACCUUGAAAUCUAAUUUCGUUCACACCUUUCUCAUUUGAAAGAUUUUUGAAGUUCAUAAAUUUACACAGUACAGAAACACAUUUAUGAAGCGUAACUGAGGUCUACCAAAGAAUGUAGUUCAUGCCAUUUUGUUGGAAUUCUUGUUUCACUCCAGAGGAUUCCUCAUUUGAUAACGUCAAAACUGCAGAAAAUGUUUGGAUUUAGUUUUUCCCUCCUUGCUCACAACGGUGCCUUCUGUACGUAGUACCAGCCAUUUACAAUAUAUACCAUCUGCUAGCUGGUAACCCUGGUUGAGAAACACAAUUCCAAGGCUGGUCUCUAGAUUUGCACUGAUAUUGUUUUGAUGUGUCUGAUCAAGUGAGCUGCAGUGCUCCAAUUAAAGUGCUUUACUGUAAUUUGACAACCAGAAUUACUGUCGAUGCUCGUGGACGAGCACGUUUCACUUUGACUAAUAGACUGUCACAAUUUGCCACUUGCACACGCGCGGGUCAAGUUGAAGAAUGUGUGUGUGAGUGCAGUGCCACUGUAAAUAUGACAUCUAAGUCGAUAGACUUAGUCUAUAUCAAAGUGUCACUGAUGAAACACAUUGUUUUUGAUAAUCUUCCUUGGUUAAAUGGCAUAUUACUAAUGUAAAACAGCUGAAAGCUGUGGAUUUGUAUCUUCAUUAUUUCAAUAAAAUCUUCUUAUACUCGCUUUGCAUUUUCUAUCCCAA